Messenger RNA from Cucurbita pepo subsp. pepo (vegetable marrow), 822 nucleotides. RefSeq names its product transcription factor MYB20-like. NCBI's taxonomy places the organism in Eukaryota, Viridiplantae, Streptophyta, Magnoliopsida, Cucurbitales, Cucurbitaceae. The record is from RefSeq and is a predicted model, not a curated record.
AUGGGAAGGCAACCUUGCUGUGAUAAAGUUGGGUUGAAGAAAGGGCCAUGGACUGCUGAAGAAGACCAGAAGCUCAUCUCCUUCAUCCUUAACAAUGGCCAAUGCUGUUGGAGGGCUGUCCCUAAACUUGCAGGAUUGUUGAGAUGUGGGAAGAGUUGCAGGUUGAGAUGGACUAAUUACCUGAGGCCGGAUUUAAAAAGAGGUCUUUUGUCGGAAUACGAGGAGAAAAUGGUCAUUGAUCUUCAUUCUCAACUCGGGAACAGAUGGUCAAAAAUUGCUUCCCAUCUUCCGGGAAGAACAGACAACGAGAUAAAAAAUCAUUGGAACACCCACAUAAAAAAGAAGCUAAGAAAAAUGGCAAUCGACCCUCAAACUCACAAGCCCAUUUCUCUAAUCGACGAUACUCAUUUAUCUCAAAAGGACCAAAACCGCCGCAAAUCUCAACGAAAGCAGACUCCACCACAACCAUCACCACCAAAAGAGCUCAAGAACGAGGUAGCAAGCGAUGAAACAAACAUAAUGAACUUGAUUAUCGACGGGUUCUGCACGGAAGAAGUUCCUCUAAUUGAGCCACACGAAAUUCUAAUCCCUUCCGCUUCGUGUUCCUCAACCGCAACAACUUCUUAUUCAUCUUCUAGUACUUCUACUUCUUCAUUGUGUUCAAACUCAGAAUCAGCAGCCAAUUUGCUUCAAGAUUUGGCGAAUGAGUUUCCAGAGUUUGAGUGGCCAAAUAUUUUUGAAAAUGGCAUAGUGGAGGAGCUUUUACAAGAUGAUUUUGGUAGCACUUGGGAUUUUGUGGCUAAUAAUUAUGGCUUCCUAUGA